Nematolebias whitei (Rio pearlfish) is the source of this 4914-nucleotide messenger RNA. It is a transcript of the gene igsf9ba, whose product is annotated as immunoglobulin superfamily, member 9Ba. Lineage: Eukaryota; Metazoa; Chordata; Actinopteri; Cyprinodontiformes; Rivulidae. Gene Ontology annotation, biological process: cell-cell adhesion. Gene Ontology annotation, molecular function: protein binding. The coding region runs from base 315 to 4616 and encodes 1433 amino acids. The transcript is spliced from 20 exons. The record is from RefSeq and is a predicted model, not a curated record.
AAAAAAAAAAAAAUCGGGCUCCGUCUACUACAAGCGCGCGGCGGCUGCAGGUGCUCUCUGUCUCUUCUGGAGAGAGGAGGAUGCGGACGGACGGAAGGACGGGGGAGGGAGAGAUUAAAAAAAAGAAAAAGAAGAUAAGUGGGGGGUGGGGGUGCGGUGGGCGAUGAAGGGAAACGCCGCGAGGAAGUGAGAGGCAGAUAUGAGAGACGAGGGGCUUUGAAGAGGAGUCCGCGAGGCGCAGAGGAAGGUCGAAGGAUGAGAGAGUGGUCGGUCGGGGCACUUUGCGUGGUGAAUAGCUGGUCGGCGACAGUACUAUGAUUUGGUAUGUGGCCACUCUGAUAGCAAGUGUUUUCAGCACCAGAGGAACGGCCGCUCAAGGUGCCCACGGCGUGAGAGAGGAGCCCCGGUUUGUGACGGCACGCGCCGGAGAGAGCGUGAUCCUGGGGUGUGACGUGUCCCCUCCCCUGGACGGCCAGCAGCCCCCCUACGUGGUAGAGUGGUUCAAGUUCGGAGUGCCUAUUCCCUUCUUCAUCAACUUCCGCUUCUACCCUCCUCAUGUGGAUCCAGAGUACACGGGUAGAGCCUCUCUGCAUGGGAAGGCCUCCCUGCAGAUCGACCCGGUACGCUCUGAGGACCAGGGCUGGUACGAGUGCAGGGUCCUGAUGCUGGAGCAGCAGUACGACACCUUCCACAAUGGCAGCUGGGUGCACCUCACAGUCAACGCCCCACCCUCAUUUACAUCAACGCCACCACAGUAUGUGGAGGCGAAGGAAGGGGGAAGCACUCUGCUUAGCUGCUCUGCCCAGGGAAAUCCGAAACCAACGAUCAGCUGGCUGAGAGAGGGGGAGGAGCUUGCAACCAACGCAAAAUAUUCAGUACAUGACGGCAGUCUGACCGUCCUCGGCAUCACCAGGGAUGACAGAGGAGCGUACACGUGCAGGGCGUACAGUGAUCAGGGAGAAGUGCUUCACACCACCCGGCUGUUGGUUCAAGGGCCUCCAUACAUCGUCUCACCUCCUGAGAACGUGACAGUAAACAUAUCGCAGAAUGCACUCUUCACCUGCCAAGCCGAGGCGUAUCCUGGCAACCUGACCUACACCUGGUUUUGGGAAGAGGACAACGUCUACUUCAAGAACGAUCUGAAGCUCCGAGUGCGCAUCCUCAUCGACGGCACGCUCAUCAUAUUCCGGGUCAAGCCGGAGGACGCCGGGAAAUUCACCUGCAGUCCGAGCAACAGCCUCGGUAUCUCGCCCUCAGCAUCAGCCUACCUGACUGUUCAGUAUCCUGCCCGAGUGAUCAACAUGCCUCCAGUCAUCUAUGUCCCACGGAAACUGCCAGGCAUCAUCCGCUGUCCCGUGGACGCCAACCCACCGGUGACAUCCGUGAAGUGGGAGAAAGACGGCUACCCGCUCAGGGUGGAGAAGUAUCCUGGUUGGAGCCUGAUGCCAGAUGGAAGUAUCCGGGUGGCAGAAGCCACAGAAGACUCCCUGGGCACCUACACCUGUGUGCCUUACAACGCCCUGGGUACCAUGGGCAUGUCCCCCCCUGCCACUUUGGUGCUAAAGGAUCCCCCUUACUUUAAUGUGAGACCUGGGGGGGAGUACCGUCAGGAGGCUGGGAGAGAGCUGGUCAUCCCCUGUGCUGCUUCUGGAGACCCCGAUAUACCCACCAUCACCUGGAGAAAGGUGGGGAAGCCAAGCAGGAGCAAGCACAACAUCCUACCCAGUGGCAGCUUACAGUUUCUCUCCCUCAGCAAGGAGGACCAUGGAGAGUGGGAGUGUGUAGCCACCAAUGUGGUCACAAGCAUCACUGCCAGCACACGCAUCCUCGUCAUCGGCACCAGCCCACAUGCUCCUGGCAACAUCCAUGUGUUGCCCUCUACAACCUCUGCUAAUGUGUCCUGGGAACCAGGUUACGAUGGCGGCUUCGAACAGACUUUCUCUGUGUGGUACGGUCCAGUGUCUAAAAGAACAGACUUCGGUCCUCAUGACUGGCAUUCGAUGCCAGUUUCUGGUGCUCAGACCUGGUUGGUGGUCCCUGGGUUGGAGCCUGGUACAGAGUACCAGUUCAGUGUGUUGGCUCAGAACAAACUGGGCACGGGCCCAUUCAGUGAAGUUGUGACAGUCACCACUGCAGGCUCUCCCCAGGGUACCGCGGAACCGCUGGUGCUUCUUACUCCACCACGAUGCCUCACAGCCAAUCGCACGCAGCACGGUGUCCUCCUCACGUGGCUCCCUCCAGGCAACCACUCCUCACCCAUCGACAGAUACAUCAUGGAGUUCCGCCUCGGGGAGAGGUGGGAGGUUCUGGAUGACCUGAUCCCAUCCACCGAAACCGAGCUCAUAGCAAGAGACCUGGUUCAGGAGUCCUGGUAUGAGUUUCGAGUGAUGGCGGUCAUGGAUGAUCUGAUCAGUGAGAGCAGCAAUGUAGUGGGAGUGUCCAGCACAGACCCGUUCCCUGCUGCAGAAUUGCCAGAAGAGGGCCUGGCGCGACCGGUGGUGGCAGGCGUUGUGGCGACGAUCUGUUUUCUGGCAGCAGCAGUACUGUUCAGCACUCUAGCAGCUUGCUUUGUUAAUAAGCAACACCGUCGAAAACUCAAGCGUAAACCAGAUCCUCCCUUGUCGGUGACACACUUCAGGAAAAGCAUUGAGUCGCCGUUAUCAUCAGGGAAGAUAAGUCCAGAGAGCUCCCCUCCAUCUCGACCCCGCUCUCUCUCAUCAGAGGGUUCCCAUGGUCCUGGCCUCUACGUCAGAAAGCUGCCCAGCCCUCAGAAAGAUAAAGACAAAGAGCUUUCCUUCUACAAGAAAACCAAGCGUGCCAUAGUCAGCAAGAAAUACAGCGUGUCUAAACAUGAGGCCGAGGUCACCACGCCCAUUGAGUUGAUAAGCCGAGGUCCCGACGGCCGCUUUGUCAUGGAGACCAGCCCACCUCUUCGCCGAAUCCAGGGCUUCCCCUUCGCUGAGGAGUCUGACUUGUACCCUGAGUUCCGGCAGUCUGACGAGGAGAAUGAUUUUGACCCUGGGCCUCUGCCACCCAUCAUGCCCACUUUGAGGCCUCAACUCUCCCCAACGUCCUCCAGCCUGGAGUCAACGCAGCCCCCCACCUACAGUCCUCGCCUGCACAGGCCCAUGGAAGGUAUGAGCUUUGCAGAGGGCAGAGUACUUCACGCCUCGGGGCAGGCGCCAGUUUCCCGCUACAGGGGCUUCCCCCAGGGCCCGUUUUAUGGAUAUCUAGGCAGCCGUGCUGAAUCAGGGAUCCCACCACCUUUCUACAUGCCUGACAUCAGCCCGCGUAGCUCCGCUCUGUCUUCUCCCCCAGGCACCACCGAGGGGCCCUUUGGUUACCCCUCCAUCCCUGAGGAAAGUGGAGAGUUGGAGCACCAUCAGUACACUGCCUCUGGUCAUUCUCUGUCUCACACCCACAGCCCUCCUCCUCGCUCACCUGAAAGCUGGCACCCUCAUGAGUUACCCUUUCUGGGUCUAGAGGGUCCACGAUUUAUAUACCCACCACACCAUCCUCUACGUCAUCCCCAGGACCUCCCUGAUCCACCCCCUUACCCUCCUCACUCUCUCCCCCCUAGUCGCUUUCACCUCCCUCCCCUAAAAGAUCCAACAAGCCCUGGACUUCUGCAGCUGGAGGUCCCUGUGGCUCCACCAGGCAGAGACAGGCCCCUGGGGCCUCCGGUUAGGCGUUUAGCUAUGCAACAGGCCCAGAGUCUCGGCCAGCUCAGACACACGGCCCACGGUGUGGGUGUACCAGUGUUGCCUUACCCUGACCCGGCAGCCCGCACAGGGAGCCCAAGCACAGCCCCCAGUAGUAGCCCUCAGUCCUGGCUCAGCCCGAGGGCAGGGCGCCGGGCAGACCCCAGCCUACCCCCGUUAGUACUCCAGCCCUCCCGCCUUUCUCCACUCUCCCAAAGCCCUCUUAGCACCCAGCCAGGUUCCCCAGAUAUUCUAGUUCGGCCCCCGCCACGACCCAGCAUCCUUCGCACCUCUCGGUCUUUGGAGAUGCCAGAGAUCACCCUGCAGCCCUCGGCCACCGUCAGCUUUUCUCGGAGGUCCUCCCUGACCACAUCUCCCACUCAGAGCCAGGGCGCCAAGCAGUCCAGCCCCAGUUACCAUAUGUCCUAUGCCUCCACCGCAGCCAGUUACCCCUCCCAGUCCCCCUCCCCCCCUCCGGAGGGCAGGGAUGUUUUCGGGCAGAGGCCAUCCCAGAGAAGGACAGAAGAGGAGAUGCUGCCCUCAGAACCCUCUCAGCUCCAGAUAUCAGCCUCAGGGGGACCUCCAGGUGCGUCUAGUGCUACUGCCGGGUCUGAGAGAUUACCAGCACUGCUACACCACUGUAUAACUAAAGCAAAGGGGGUGGCUGCCAACAACAAUAACAACACGACGUCCACGAGGAGAACAGAUGCGUCUCCCUCUCAGACCCAGCAGCAAUCCGAGACACCCCGAGACGAAGACGAGCUCAGCCUCCACAGAAAGAGUAAAAAGCAAAACAAAAAGAACCCUUACCACUAUCUGACCUCCUUCCUGCAUCGCAGGCAGUCCGAGGAGGACCAGACAGGCAUUCUGGCCAGUGCAGACUCUGAGGGCCCAAACUAUGGAACUCUACGCUGACCCGCCUGCCCUUCAAGCCAUUGGACUCCACUAAACUGGCGCCUCCUGGGAAAAAAAAGGGAAAAGGAAGAGAAAACACGUCAGCCCUCCCUGCUCCAGCCCCAGUAACAAAUAUGUUUCUUAAAAUCCCUAGAAGUUUGAUUUAUACUCAUGGAGCAGGAAACAUCGUGCUGAAUCCUCCCGGGUUGGAAAUCUCAUCCGAAGACUAGAACAAUGGCUCUUUUUUUUUUCUGGGGGUAAAUUUCACUUGAAAAAUGCUCUGAAAAUAUAUAAUGUAUAUAAAUAGUAAAACAAAGGA